CCGGCGGGUGUCGGGCCGGUGCCCGAGUCGAGGCUGUGGCCCCCGCGGCGGCCGCAGGAGGGGCGGCGGCGGCGGUGGGCGCCGCGGGCGAUGCCCCUGCCCGGCUGCUCCAGCGGGGGGCGGUGCGAGCAGCGGCGGCGGCGGUGGAGCAGGCGGGGGGCGGCGGCUGCGGCGGCUGCAGCAGAGGGGCCGAGAGCUGGCGGCGGCGGUGGCGAUCGUGAAGGGCAUCGUUGGCGGUGAUGGCCAUGUUGAUCUGAAGAUGGAAAGAGCCAGGCGAAGGGGAGGAGGAGGAGGAGGCGGCGGCGGCGUCCGCGGUCGCGGAGGCAAGAAUGUAGGGGGCUCUGGCCUGAGCAAGAGUAGACUCUAUCCCCAGGCCCAGCACUCCCACUACCCCCACUACGCGGCUGCAGCCACCCCUAAUCAAGCUGCAGGGGGCGCCGCUGAAAUCCAAGAGCUGGCUUCUAAACGAGUGGACAUCCAGAAAAAAAGGUUUUACCUAGACGUGAAGCAAAGCUCCCGGGGCCGGUUCCUAAAGAUAGCCGAAGUCUGGAUAGGGAGAGGCCGGCAGGACAAUAUCAGAAAGAGUAAACUGACCCUCUCCCUGUCUGUGGCUGCAGAGCUGAAGGACUGUCUAGGGGAUUUCAUCGAGCACUACGCCCACCUGGGCCUCAAAGGCCACCGGCAGGAGCAUGGCCAUAGCAAAGAGCAAGGCUCCAGGAGGAGACAGAAGCACUCGGCAUCCUCCCCACCAGUGUCCGUGGGGUCCGAAGAGCACCCUCACAAUGUCCUCAAAACAGACUACAUAGAGAGGGACAAUAGGAAAUACUAUCUCGACCUAAAGGAAAAUCAGCGUGGUCGCUUCCUAAGGAUUAGACAAACCAUGAUGCGGGGCAGUGGCAUGAUAGGUUAUUUUGGCCACGGUAUGGGUCAAGAACAGACGAUUGUCCUCCCAGCACAAGGAAUGAUUGAGUUUCGGGAUGCCUUGGUUCAGCUCAUAGAAGACUAUGGCGAAGGGGACAUAGAAGAACGAAGAGUUGGAGAGGAUGACCCAGUUGAACUCCCAGAGGGGACUUCUUUCAGAGUGGACAAUAAAAGGUUCUACUUUGAUGUGGGCUCUAAUAAAUAUGGAAUUUUCCUGAAGGUAAGUGAGGUGAGGCCACCUUACCGUAAUACUAUUACUGUUCCAUUCAAAGCUUGGACAAGGUUUGGGGAGAAUUUUAUCAAGUAUGAAGAAGAGAUGAGGAAAAUUUGCAACAGCCAUAAAGAAAAGAGAAUGGAUGGCAGAAGGGCCAGUGGUGAAGAACAAGAAUGCCUCGACUAGAGUGAAAUUGAACUCCAUCAGGCAAAAUUUUAAAUCGUAAAUUGGCUAGAAGUACUGAUCCAUAAUUAUUUGAAGUUUCUCCUCUUUUUUGGCCCUUGGUUAGUAAUACCUCUAGUAGUUUAUACUUCAAGGAGUCUGAUUCUCAUAUUAUGUUCUCCAUAUGAUACUAGUUUCUUAUGGGAAUUCCAGUCUUCCCAAAGGCAAAUAGUUUAGCAGCUUCAAAUACUCGAGACUAUUGAAGUAUGCAAAUCAGCACAAAAGUGACUUUCUUACACUCUUAAUACCAUAAUUAAGAUUUACAUUGCACUAUGACAUAAUACUGAAAAAAGGAAACAUAUACUUCAUAUGGAAGUGUACAAUUCUAUUUAAUAACCUCCCCCCCCCCCGAAAAGUAUUCUAUUCCUACAUCCUUAAAAGCUGCUUAAGCUUACCUGUAGGACAGUUACCACUGAAACAGAAAUCGAUCUCAAAGUUUAGUCUUACUCUGUUUAUUUAUGAAAGUACAAGUAGAAAUAUAGUGAUUGCCCAUUGGAUAACAGAGUAUUAGACUACCUUAAAAGAAUGAAAUCUUAAAGAAAUGAUACUAUUCUAUAAUUUCAAAUUUUGUGGUAACCCUACAGUUUAUAGUUGCCAUAUCAAAGUCAUGGGAGAGUUUUAGUUGAUAAUUCUAGUCACUUUCCUAUCAUUAUUUCUUUUUAUUGUACUAUAUAUGUUUUACUGACUCUUCAAAUUUUGAAGAAUUACUUUUAUGUCACUGUUGACAUAAAAGUUGAGUAGGAGUCUUCAUCCUAUGGCUUUGCUAUGGAAAUCUUGAUGUUUUAGCUUUUCAUGCUAAUUUGAAGGUUGUGAGGUCCUCCCCCCCCCCAAUAUAUCAUGAUUCAAGGUGUUAAUGUUGGAUUUUUUUUGUUUUGUUUUUGCUUCCUCUUUAACACUUUUUCUGAGGGGGUGGUGUACCAGUUAACUGAUAUAGAAUUACAUCUGUGAUAAUAUAUUUCAGUAGCACUUUUGCAAUUGCUACCUUUAAAAUUGUGUCAACACUUCCAAUUUAAACAUGACUUUUACAGAAAUUUUAAAUCCAGGAAAAAAAAACAUUUCUUUUAAAAUCUCAAUUUUCAGUCUAAGAAAAACAUUAUUUGAAGAUUGGUUAUAAAUGUAUUUGAAAGGAAAAUUCAGGCAUUUUCCAAGGUGCUCUUUAUGAUACUUAAUAUUAAAGUUUACUUUACGUAAGACUGACCCAUUUACCUGUAUUAAAAAUUUCAUUCCAGGAAGUGCCAGAGCAAUUUUUCAACACCUAAGCAAUUUUUAAACAAGUACACAGUGUAUAUGUAUACCAAUCCACCCUGUAUUAGCUAGCUGACAUUUAUUUAAGCUACAUUUUAUUCUGGCUGAAAUUAUAUUUUUAUCUUCACUUUAAUCAUCUCCUACACAGUCCAUAUAAUCAUGUUUAAGAGCCAGACACUGAUUUCAACCCCAAAUACACCUCUCAUUGAUGAAAACUAGCUGCAUGGAUUGAGAUCAGAAUGUAGCUCUUUUUUUUAUAUAUAUAUGCUGUCAGCAAUUCAAAAUUACUUUAACAAAUUUUUUCUUAAAAUGUUUGUUCCCAAUUAUAUUUAAAAAAGACCACUAAGAAAAUUUAUAUGAAUUAUGAAAAGUAAUUUCACCAGUCUAUGUUGCUUAAAAAGAAGUGGUUAGUAACUAAGACAUGUAUGCUGGUGUUGGUUAGCAGAUUGUAUUUUACAUUUCCUCAAUAGUAUGAAGGAAUCUCGUUAGUUUGUUAUAAUCGUGGACCAUCUGCAUCACUAUGGAACAACUAAUGGUUAGAAAAUAAUGUUAGUACUAGAGUUAAUAGCACAUGGUGGAUGUUGAGACUCUAAAAGUAGCAAAGGAUUUUUAAACAAUCCUAACUGUAAAAUAACUAUGUAGGCUUGGUGAAAAGUAGUUUUUGGUAUAUGAAGGAGUGGUGUGCACUUGAAUUACUGUACUACUGAUUGUUAUUGCUGCCCAUCAUAGUGCCUAUUAAUAAUCAACCUGUCAGAUUUUGGCAAACUAGAGCUGUUAAUAUUCCAGUAUUUUGAGUGUUCCUAUCAUUAUUGCUGUGACUGUAUUACUCUCUCUUAACACUACCCCUUUUAAAUAUUUAUAUCUAUUAAGUCUUAAUGAUUUCUUUUUUGGUUUUUAGUCUGAUAAAAUUUGAGUAUCUGUGCAUAUAUAUAUAUAUAUAUAUAUAUACACAUAUAUAUGUAUAUACACAUGUGUAUAUAUGUAUUAUAUAUACAUAUACACAAUACUCUGUCAGACUUAAAGAAUAUCUUUCAUUCGCUGUAUAUAAGUAUUAGUAGUCUGAUUUUGCAUUAUCUAAGUGAAAAAUUAGGCAGCCCACUUUUCUAUCUUUGUAUGUAUACUUCAGAAUUUUUGCCAUCUCAAAACUACAGAUCAGAUACACACACAUACACAUUAUACAUACUGGCAGUUGGAUACAGUUUAACCUUCUACCAGUCUAGUUGUUUCAUUUCUUCAUGGCUAGAUGUUUCCAUUGAAAAAUUAAAUUGUGCUAUGAUUUUUAAUGUUUAAAAUCCCCAAUCAUUCAUUAGCCAUCAUCAUGUAAGACCCACUUCAAAACUCUGGUAUUAGAACAUGUAUUUGCCAUGUAUCUUAUAAAAUAAGCUACUAUUCUUAUCUGUGCAAUAUACAUUUUAUUUAUUGUCAUUUGUAAUGUACAUGGAGUUGCAAAUGUACAUGGUAUUCUUCAAAAUAAUAGGAUUCCUGCCUUGACGACAUAUAAAGUCUUCAGGGCAAAUGGACAUUAGAAGUUUUUUAAUGAGCAUUAAAGUUAGUAACCAAAAUUGCUAGUUCACUGUAUAAUUCUAAAAUGCUGAUGAUAUUUGCACAUAAUAUUCCAAGAAUAAUGUGGUACAGACUCAAAACUGUAAUAAUAUAAGCUAAUAGUAUGAAAUUUGAAAACGGGUUCCUCAUAGUAGUUGGCAGUAUGCUCCUAGCAAUUGAAAGCAGCACUAAUCUGUUGCUUAUAUGCAAAAGAUGCAAUGUAUUAUAAAAGUAUUAAGGUUCUGCCACAUUUUAUAAUUUUCCUUGUUAAAGCCCCAAACUACCAUGUCCCUUAAACUUGAGUCAAACACAAGCUUAUUUGCACUAAAGAGCAUGGCCAAAAAAUAAAUGACAGGGUGGAAAAACUAUUUGGAACCUCUUGAAGUAAUUGGUUCUAAAGGGAGAAUUUCACAUUUGUCUAUUUGAAAGCUAUAUGGUCUAGGCAGACAAUCUGUCAGUUCACUAAUUUAAUAAUGCACUUUACCUUUUGUAUAUAGAUGAUGUACAUUUAUGCCACUUACAGGAGGGAUGUGUUUCAAUAACUAUGUAGUUAGACUGUAGGGUGAACUCUUGCAUGCAUAUGUUUGUGUUGAAACUGUUAUAACAACAUGUUUCCAUUAAAUGGGUGUAAUGGAGAUGGGUAGGAAAUGCUUUUGAAACAAGUCUCAGUACAUUUAAUGAAGAAUUUAGAGCUCAUAUUGGUAUUCUAAAAGGACUAGGACCAAUUGAAAAAAAAAAACUGUUUCUAGCCCAGGUUAGUUUUACAGCUGAGAACUUUAUCUAGUUGAAUUUCUCCAUCAUAAUACCUGGAAGUUAAUUUUGGCAAUUAGUGAUGACAAAAAUAUUUUAAUGAUUUUAUUUCAGUGUUUAUAUGUAUUUAAAUGACUGAUGGAAAGACAGUACAUGAUACUGUACUAGUAUUGAAAUUAUAGUUGACUGAGUUGACAUCAUUAAGAAAACACCUAGACUAAAGAAAUAAAGUUUGGAAUUUAGAAAGUGCAAAAAGGUAAAAGGCGUUUGCUAAAUAAAUAUUUCAAAACCUGUAGAAGAGCUAACUUUCACAAACCAAAAAGGGUAUUGGGAGAUUUUAGUGUAUUCCUCCAUCCUGAGAACUUCCUAAGAUGUAUAUUUGAAAAGUGAAUAAUUGUUGCUUAAUAAUAGGUUGUAUGUACUUUACUAAGAAGCACUGUGUACUAACAACUCAUAAAGAGUAUGCUAUAUUUACUGCAUUCAUUUUAUAUCUAUGGAUAAGAAUACAUUAUAUAUACUCAUCCUAUCUUAAUAUAAUCUGUAUUGAAUUGUAAUUUUGCAAAUAUUUUCAGUAAAAUAAACAUUUAUCUAAGCUGCACAA
Erinaceus europaeus (western European hedgehog) is the source of this 5495-nucleotide messenger RNA. It is a transcript of the gene PURG, whose product is annotated as purine rich element binding protein G. The record is from RefSeq and is a predicted model, not a curated record. Gene Ontology annotation, cellular component: nucleus. The coding region runs from base 260 to 1321 and encodes 353 amino acids. Gene Ontology annotation, biological process: regulation of transcription by RNA polymerase II. Lineage: Eukaryota; Metazoa; Chordata; Mammalia; Eulipotyphla; Erinaceidae. Gene Ontology annotation, molecular function: RNA polymerase II transcription regulatory region sequence-specific DNA binding; DNA-binding transcription factor activity, RNA polymerase II-specific; purine-rich negative regulatory element binding. The transcript is spliced from 2 exons.